This is a messenger RNA of Esox lucius (northern pike), 4039 nucleotides long. RefSeq names its product delta-like 4 (Drosophila) (gene dll4). The transcript is spliced from 11 exons. Gene Ontology annotation, cellular component: membrane. Gene Ontology annotation, molecular function: calcium ion binding. Gene Ontology annotation, biological process: multicellular organism development; Notch signaling pathway; cell communication. Lineage: Eukaryota; Metazoa; Chordata; Actinopteri; Esociformes; Esocidae. The record is from RefSeq and is a predicted model, not a curated record. The coding region runs from base 465 to 2558 and encodes 697 amino acids.
AAGACGUCCCUUGAAGUAUUCAUUCACGAGUGACAAGACUAGCGCUGUACAGACAUCCACGAGCGCAGUGCCACGCUGACGCACGAAGUUCAGCACCAAAACAAGACGGUGGUGAAAGGUGUCGUGCAGCACGCGCACACACCGACGCAACCAUUGUGGAGUGUACUAACCUGGAAGCGAGGAGCAGAGCAGCGGAGCACAGAGAAAGGGUUCAAAUGGAUAUUGAUCUUCCGUUAAACGUUAACCUCUUUGGAUAACCUGGGGAUUCUAAAACUGUGCGUUUUGCAGUUGGAACAUCCAGCCAGGAUUCUAACAACGGAAAAACCAACAAAGUGAAAGACAAAGACAAGGAUUUAUAUAUAUUUUUUAUUUUUAUGAAUUUUCCCUCAACACUGGAAUAGGGAGCUUUGGGAUACAGUGUGAUAUAUAUUUGCGGCUGACGCAGCUGCGGUGGAUAAGCGACGAUGGCAGCUUGGUUCACUUUUACGAUCGCAUUCGCCACCACAAUACUAACACAGGUAUUCGGAUCUGGUGUUUUUGAACUAGAUCUACAUGAAUUUAAAAACAGCAAAGGAUUGCUGGCCAAUGGCAACUCGUGCAGGCUCAACUGCAGGACUUUCUUUCGGGUUUGUCUAAAGAAUUACCAAGAGGUAGUGUCGCCAGGUGACUGCAUCUUUGGGACAGAGGUGACUGCUGUCCUGGGAACCAACUCGUUUAGCACCAAGGACGGGGACUCUUCCGAAACACUCAUCCAACUGCCUUUCAACUUUGGCUGGCCGGGAUCGUUUUCCUUGAUAAUUGAAGCAUGGUAUUCACCUUCAGCGGAUCAACCUUUAGAAACAAGCAACCCAGAAUUGUUGAUAAGUUUCUUUGCUAUCCAGAGAAGGUUGAGUGUAGGGACCACCUGGUCUCAGGAUGUUCAGAGCGGCCAACAGACGGAGCUAAGGUAUUCUUACCGCUUCAUCUGCAAUGAAAAUUACUACGGAGACACUUGUUCCAAAUUAUGCACGCCAAGGGACGACCGCUUCGGACACUAUACCUGCGACCGCGACGGGCAGUUGUCCUGUCUGCCCGGCUGGAAGGGGAAAUACUGCGAAGAACCCAUCUGCCUGGAGGGAUGCAGUGAAGGGAAUGGGAACUGCUCCAAACCUGGCGAAUGUCUAUGCAGAGAAGGUUGGCAGGGUCUGUUCUGUGACGAAUGUAAGAAGUACCCGGCCUGCAAGCAUGGCACCUGCAAGCAGCCCUGGCAGUGCAACUGCCAGGAGGGCUGGGGAGGACUGUUCUGUGACCAGGAUCUGAACUUCUGCACCCACCACCGGCCAUGUGUGAACGGGGCCACCUGUAUGAACACGGGCCAGGGCAGCUACACCUGCACCUGUCCCCCAGGGUUCACUGGGGUGAACUGUGAACUGGAGCUCCAGGUGUGUGACAGCAACCCCUGCAGGAACGGAGGACUGUGCCUGAACCUGGAUGUGGGCUACAGGUGCUCGUGUCCUCAGGGCUUCGAGGGGUCACACUGCGAACACAGCCUGCUGACCUGCGCCGACUCACCCUGCUUCCACGGCGGACAGUGCCGCCCAAAGGACAGCGGACGCAGCUACGUCUGCGAGUGUCCUCCCGGAUACACCGGCCUCAACUGUGAGAGGAGAGUGGACAAGUGCACGUCCCUGCUCUGCGCCAACGGCGGUCUGUGUGUGAUCCACAGCGGCUUGCGGCUGUGUAGCUGCCGCUCGGGUUUCACCGGGCAACGCUGCGAGGUCAACAUCAACGAGUGUGCCGGGAACCCCUGCGCCAACGGAGGGACGUGCCUGGAUCGCAUCAACGACUACACCUGCGCCUGCCCCCCCGGAUUCGCCGGGCGAAACUGUGACCGCGUCCUGGACGAGUGUUCCCUGCACCCCUGUCUCAACGAUGGCCUCUGUACCGGGGGAGGGGGCCCCGGGAAACCCCCGGCCACCUGCGUCUGUCCCCCAGAGUUCACUGGACCCCGCUGCCAGUUCUUCGCCGUGACGUUGCCAGUCAGUGGAGACGGUUCCACCGGAGAGAGCCAAGAUGGCUUCCAGUGGGCUGCGGUUUCCUUGGCUGCAGGGCUGGUGGCUGUGAUGGUGCUGUUGUGCAUGGUGGGCCUGGCUCUGAGGCACAUCCGCAUGCAGGCGGGCAGGGACCGGGGAGACCGGGAGACCAUGAACAACCUAUCAGACGUUCAGAGGGACAACCUUAUCCCCGCCUCCCAGCUGAAGAACACCAAUCAGAAGGUGGGACUAGAGGUGGACUGCGAAUCGGAAAAGUUGAACUUUAUCCAUAAGAACUAUCACUUGGACUCGUAUAGUAACACGAAGUCGAAGGAGUUCAAGGACGAUACGUCGCUAGAGGAAAAAAGACAGAGUCACACCUACGAAAAGUGUUUAGAAGAGAAAAUUCCACUGAAUAAAAUGUACAGUGAAAACACGGAGUGUAGGAUAUCAACAAUAUGUUCCCCUCGGGACUCCCAGAUCUACCAGUCCGUGUUUGUUAUAGGAGAAGAGAGGAGGGAGUGCGUCAUAGCAACAGAGGUAUAAGCUGUGGGGUGGGGGGGUUGAACAGCGUUGGAAGAGGAGAAACACACAAUCGAGGCAGAAAUCAUUUUUCUGGAUUGUUUACAAAAAAACCUGAGGAGAGACUGGAGACCAUUUAUGAUGCCUCUGUUGAUGUCACUGUUGAUGUCAGUGCUGCUCUGAAACACUUGAGACCUGGACAGAGAGAGAGAGGAGUGAGGGAGAAAAAGAGACAGACAGACAGAGAGAAAGAGCGGGAUGAAUAACUCCUCUACUCUGUAAACGAAAAAACACUAGACUGAGAACUUUACUGAACUUUAUUGUACACUGAGUGUUUGUAUAUAAGAUGUACUAGACUUCUGUAAAUCAAACGGUCAAUUAAGUGGUUGAAAUUUACUGUGGAGAAUGGAGGGACUGGUCAAACUUUCAGCAAGCAAAGCAAUGAACAUGACCCGAAUUGUUUUUCGUGGCAAGGAGAGAGUAGGUGCAGCAAGACAAAUGUCCUGAGCGCGCCUGGCCUCGUAGCUGACCCCUGACUGACCCCCAGGGAUAAUCAUGGUGACUGGGACAGCCGACUAAUCACAGUGGAAGUGCCUGAGAUGUGAGCGAUCUCUGACCCCCUAGCCAGCAUCAUUCGCCAGCUAUGCAAGACCCAGGGUCCAGUGUGCAACUGACUCGUCGUAACUCAACCGGCAACUGCCAAGACCCACCUACUGACCGGCUGUCCAAACCGCCACAAGCAGAAACACUGAGGACGAUGAAUGUCUGGCUGAACAAUCAAACAAACGUCUCAACUGUCAAUCACUGCAGACAAACGCCUAAUCAGACUUUCAUCGACUUUCCAAUGCAAACGGUGAAGAGAUUGUACGCAGCCCAAAAUCACUAGAAGCCUUAAACUAAAACAUCGGGUUCACGUUCAAGAACGUGUGCCCGUGUCUUAUCUUGGAUUGUUUGCACUACCAAAAGAAAAUCAGAGGUGAAAAGUACACGUUUUAAAUCAAUUGUGUGUUCCAAAUUGCACCAUAUUCUCUAUGAAGUGCACUACUUUUGACAGGAGCCUUAUGGGCCUGCACUCGUCAUACUGAAUAAGGUAUAGAUAUUUGGGAUGCAGAAGAAUUAACCAAAGGGGCGCAGUACAAGGGAAACUGACAGUUUAUAUGCAACAAGGCCUACAUCCCAAAUGGCGCUCUAUUCUAUAUCUAGUGCACUAGCUUCAUGCAGAGGGUUAUAGGCCCUGAUUAGAGUGGUGCUCUGUGUAGGGAAUAAGGUAUAAUUAUGGAUGCUGACAAACAGCCCUGAGAUGAAACAGGAUUCAUGAAAGACUGUCAAACCACUGCCUGCCUAUGAUGACCAAUAAUGUAAUUAUUUUGUAAUGAAGAAUAUGAUUAUUUCCAGAGUUUAAUUUAAAUAUUGUUGACUGCUCUUUAUAUGUUUUAUAAUAUUAUUUUGUAUAUAAUGCAUAUUUAUAAGGACCAAACUUCUGAAGAAUAAAAACUUUAAUUAAA